Molecule: messenger RNA, 546 nt
Organism: Cucumis melo (muskmelon)
Lineage: Eukaryota; Viridiplantae; Streptophyta; Magnoliopsida; Cucurbitales; Cucurbitaceae
Product: choline/ethanolaminephosphotransferase 2-like
Exons: 9
Coding region: 1-546 (181 amino acids)
Source: RefSeq, a predicted model, not a curated record
AUGAUUGAAAAGAAAGUGAUACUUGUUACCUUUUUCAAAGUUGUGGCACAUCAAAAAUGUAGUGUGUACAAUGUUUACAAGGUUGUGCAGACAAGAAAAGGAAGCAUGUUAUUAACAUUGGCGAUGAUAUUUUGUUUCAUUCUUCAACAACUUUACCCAUUUGUAGUACUUGUCAGAGGAGUCUUUGCAUGGGAUCAUUUGUCACCUUCUGACAUUAUUGGAAGCUAUCCCCAUCUGGUUAUAACUGGAACUGGACUUGCUUUUGGAUUCUUAGUGGGUAGAAUGAUUCUAGCCCACCUUUGUGAUGAACCCAAGGGCUUGAAAACUGGAAUGUGCAUGUCACUAUUAUUUCUUCCUCUUGCCAUUGCAAAUGCUCUCACAGCAAGGCUUAACGACGGGGUACCUUUAGUUGAUGAAAGUCUAGUUGUUCUUGGUUAUUGUCUUUUUACUGGUGCUCUGUAUUUGCACUUCGCAACUUCAGUCAUUCAUGAGAUCACCACUGCAUUGGGAAUCUAUUGCUUCAGGAUAACUAGGAAAGAGGCUUAA